GAUCACAUCGAUAAUUGUAUUAUUUUUUCGUUAUUCGCCUUGUGAAAUUUUAAACUCUGAAAUAUAACUGGAUCAAAACAAUGCCAUCCAAAGCGAAACCUGUGUACAAAGGUGGAGAAAGAAUGAAGUUUAUUGAAAUGCUUCACCAUAAGAGCCAUUUCAGCAAGACAGAAGUGGAGAGGUUGUUACAGAUGCUGAAGCAGCAAUGCCCAAACAGUCCCAAAAUCCGCAUGGACCGCAAUAAGUUCAACGACUUUGUGCACAAGAACUUUGAGAUGACGGAUGAAAUGAUUGUGGACAGAGUUUUCCGAGCCUUUGACGAGGACAAUGAUGGAUUUAUCAAUGAACUUGAGUGGGUCAAAGGGCUGUCCAUUUUCCUGCGUGGUACGAUGGAGGAGAAAAUGAAAUUCUGCUUUGAUGUCUACGAUAUGAACGCUGAUGGUUACAUCUCAAGAGAGGAAAUGUUUCACCUCCUAAAGAACAGCAUUCUUAAGCCGGCCACAGAGGAGGACCCAGAUGAAGGCAUCAAAGAUCUGGUGGAGAUCACACUCAAGAAAUUUGACUACGACCAUGACACCCGGGUAUCCUUUGAUGAUUGGACCAAGUGUGUUAAUGAGGACAACUUGCUACUGGAGGCCCUCGGACCGUGCCUGCCCAACCUGAAAACAAAGAAUGCCUUUCUGGAACUUGUGAGCGAUGCACAGCAUGAUACAGGGAUGAGCAUCUCGGCGCAGCAGAAACUGAAAGGGAAAGUGACCUACUAACCUAGAAAACUCAAAUUUUUCAUACCAAUAUAAAAAAAAAAGAUUUUAAAAAAUGUGAAAAAACAAAACUUUUAGUGUUCUAUGUAUUAGAUGAUUUAAGCUUUAUUGUUUGCACCUAACUACAUAUGCAUUAUAUUUUUAAUUUAUUAUGUUAGUUUUUUUAUGCAUGAUGCCUUUAAAUGUUGGUUGUAUCAUUUUGAUUUAAGAUUUUUUUUUACAACAUUAUGAAGUUUAUAAGUGAUUUAUUAAAAGAAUGUCCAUCUUAUUUAAAGGCUGAACAUAGUAAAUAAUCUUUUAAAAUUUGAUUUUAAAAACGUCUUAUUUAAAUAGAUCAGAAGUGACCUGUUUAUCUUAUUUUGAAUCAUCUCAGGAACAAAAUAGACUUAAAUUACCAUGGCUUUAAACAGUUUUUCUUUUUACAUUUUUUUUUAAAUGAACAUAGGCAAAUAUUUGGUGUGCAACAAGUGAUAUAAUUAGCAAAAUGAUAAUUUUCCCAAUGCAUUUAAAUUUUCAUCAGUUUAUAUGUACGUUUCAUUUAUUUGGUGAAAUAUACCUAAUAAUAACAUUAUGCUAACGGUUCCCAAUGGGUUUAAAGUUUUGAAAUUUACAGUCUUAAUUGAUACCUAAUAUAAUUAUGUUUUAAAACAUGUAUUUAUUCAUAUCUGGUUAAUGGGAGGGGGAGGGGGAUUAAAAUCUAAACCUUCAUACAAGCAAGAAACACCCAGUGCUAACUUAUUUUUUACUAUGUGUUUUAGAAUUGUAAUUGAAUGUUUUAUUUAAUUUCCGUCCAAGUUAUUUGUGAUAUAAUAUGGAUAUUUAAUGUGUUAUUGAUAAAAUUAAACCAGUUUUAACAUG
Magallana angulata is the source of this 1619-nucleotide messenger RNA. RefSeq names its product calaxin-like. The record is from RefSeq and is a predicted model, not a curated record. Gene Ontology annotation, molecular function: calcium ion binding. NCBI's taxonomy places the organism in Eukaryota, Metazoa, Mollusca, Bivalvia, Ostreida, Ostreidae. The coding region runs from base 81 to 764 and encodes 227 amino acids. The transcript is spliced from 7 exons.